Messenger RNA from Penicillium griseofulvum, 627 nucleotides. RefSeq lists its product as uncharacterized. Bases 1 to 627 code for a protein of 208 amino acids. The transcript has a single exon. The record is from RefSeq and is a predicted model, not a curated record. NCBI's taxonomy places the organism in Eukaryota, Fungi, Ascomycota, Eurotiomycetes, Eurotiales, Aspergillaceae.
AUGCAGCUGACCGCCCUGCUCAGCCUCGCCAGCUUCGGCCUGAAUAUCAUCCCGUCCGCAGCGGCUCCUAUCACUGAUUUGGAUCGCCGCGCCGACGGGUCGACUGGCCAUGUCCAUGAUAUGAUGGAGAAGCGUCACACCUACUACUUGGACGAGGAUGAGAACGCACUCGAGAAGCGCCACAAGUACUACUUGGACGAGGAUGAGAACGCACUCGAGAAGCGCCACAAGUACUAUUUGGAUGAGGAUGAGAACGCUCUCGAGAAGCGCCACAAGUACUACUUGGAUGAGGAUGAGAACGCUCUCGAGAAGCGCCACAAGUACUACUUGGAUGAGGACGAGAACGCCCUCGAGAAGCGUCACAAGUACUACUUGGAUGAGGACGAGAACGCACUCGAGAAGCGUCACAAGUACUACUUGGAUGAGGACGAGAACGCACUCGAGAAGCGUCACAAGUACUACUUGGAUGAGGACGAGAACGCACUCGAGAAGCGUCACAAGUACUACUUGGACGAGGACGAGAAUGCCCUUGAGAAGCGCCACAAGUACUAUUUGGAUGAGGAUGAGAGCGCCCUCGAGAAGCGCCACAAGUACAUCUUGGAUGAGGAUGAGGUCGCGGCCGUCUAG